Molecule: messenger RNA, 2670 nt
Organism: Clavispora lusitaniae ATCC 42720
Lineage: Eukaryota; Fungi; Ascomycota; Pichiomycetes; Serinales; Metschnikowiaceae
Gene: ATC1
Product: alpha,alpha-trehalase
Biological process (GO): trehalose catabolic process
Cellular component (GO): fungal-type cell wall
Molecular function (GO): carbohydrate binding; alpha,alpha-trehalase activity
Source: RefSeq, a predicted model, not a curated record
AUGUUCCGGCCGGGCACGCGCGCUCGAAACCAUGCGCAGGGCAAAAGUUGGUGGGCGCGCACCCACUUGUCUUCUUCCCAUGGUAUAAAACAAACGCCAUUCGGCGACAUGCAGCGGCUCGGAAAAUCUCGCAAAUCUCGCAGAAUACGAAUGUUGGUCACCCUGCUUGUGUUGUUUGCGCUUGUCUGGCUUCUUGGCCUCCUGGCAGCGUUUCCCGUCAAGGAAAGCGUUGUAAGUGCAACUGGUCACGGCGCGGCCCAAACACUGGGCGCGAAAGCUGCUAGCGACAGCAAGAACGAAGACAGCCGCAGCAGCGGCAAAGAUGGCAAUAACAACAAUAACAAUAACAACAAUAACAACAAUAACAGCAAUAACAGCCACAAAAGCGGCGCCAAAUACAAUGAGGGCACUAGCAGCAACGACAAGGCUAGCGGAGGUGAGCUCCAAAGCGCGCUUUUCGCACCUGUUCAAUACGCCGAAGGUGCAUUUUACGACGAGGCCAGCCACGUCUUGGGCACUAGUAACUUCCCCAUUGCUAACCAGUACCAGAGACAGCCAUAUGUCAGCAACGGAUAUUUGGGCAGUCGCGUGCCCAGUGUGGGGCACGGAUUUGCCUAUGAUACACUUACGCCUGAGGGCGCGCCAGAUGAUAUCUCCAACGGGUGGCCCUUAUUCAACCCACGAUACGCAGGCGCAUUUGUGGCGGGCUUUUUCGAUUUGCAGCCUUCCACAAAUGGCACAAAUUUCCCCUGGCUCCUCCAGUAUGGCGGCGAGAGUGUGGUGGCCGCUGUGCCCCAGUGGACAACCCUCAUGUUGGCUGCGAACGGAUCGCACUUGGACCCGCAGCACCCUUCGGGCGUCUCGAGCUACCUGCAAAACUUGUCUAUGGCCGACGGUACUGUUCGCACCGCCUACGAAUGGCGCGCGCUCAAUGUGCAUUAUGACGUUUGGGCGCACCGCACAGAGCCGAGUCUUGGGAUCGUGAGAGUUUCGGUCACAAGCGGUGCUGAUUCUCCUGUCCAACUCCAAGUUGUCGACCUGUUGGACUUUGCAACUGCACAGCGGUGCGAAUUGGACCAUGUGGGAGUCGAUAAUGAUGCCGUCUAUAUGAUGUACAGGCCACAAGGUGCCGAGGCAUAUGGUGCGACAUACUCCAUAGUGGAGGUGGAAGAAGCUUACAACGAGACUAACGUUGACAAAAAUACCAAUGCAAAAGGGAAUGACGCCAAAGGCGAAGGAAACAACAAAAUCAAGAGAGACGUGAGCCAAAGUGGCAUUGGUGCUGGCAUUGGUGCUCACGUUAGUACCGACGGCGACAAAGACGAUAACAAAUCCGAGACUAAAAUUGAAUCUACCUUUUGUGUCUUUGCCAACUCUUAUGCUCAAUCUAACCAGUCCGUUUCUCAUACCGUCUCGCUCACUCUUUUACCCGGUCAGUCUAUCAUUUUGACUAAAUAUGUGGGUGUUGUCUCAUCAGAUAUUGAUCCAGACCUCACUCUGGCCGACGCAGUUUUGGAACGCGCUCGCCAAGUUGCCCGUACUCAUGCCGGCAACUAUGACACCGCUCGUUCCUCGCACGUCAGCGCCUGGAAAGACCUCCAUCGCGCCCCUGCUUUCCCCGAUGACCCUCUUCUCUCGUUGGCAGCGCGCGCCUCAGUGUUCCAUCUCGCCGCUAAUACCAGAGCGAACGCCACAGGCUUGACUGCUGCGUUGGGUGUCACUGGCCUUUCUUCGGACUCCUACGGUGGUAUGGUAUUUUGGGACACAGACUUGUGGAUUCUGCAUGGCUUGUUGCCCUUCCACCCUCUUCAUGCCAAGAGUUUGGUCAACUACCGUAUGCAUACACGGAAACAAGCACUCGACAACAUCCAUAGUCCACUGGCGCCGCAUGACGGUUUCUCUGGUGCUGUAUAUCCCUGGACCAGUGGGCGCUAUGGUAAUUGCACUGGAACUGGGCCUUGCUUCGACUAUGAGUACCACAUCAAUGCUGCGGUGGCUAUGGCCGCGUGGCAGGUUUACCUCAGUGGUGCUGGUGAUGAAACAUACCUCUUAGAAGUUACUCGUCCACUUGUACGAGAUGCGGCUCGCUUCCUCUCCAGCUAUGCUGUUUACAAUGGCUCCCUACAAAUGUAUACCACAAGCAAUUUGACAGAUCCAGACGAGUACGCCAACCACAUUGACAAUGGUGCAUACACUAACGCAGCUAUUCUGGCAACGACGCGUUGGGCCCUUUCUAUUGCCCGUCACCUUGCUGACAAUGAUACUGAUCUCUACGAGUCUGUGCCAGGUAAUGUGUUCUUGCCACGAUCUUCACAUGAUCUGCUGGUGGUGUUGGAAUACUCAGGCAUGAAUUCAUCAGUUGAAAUCAAGCAGGCUGACGUGGUAAUGUUAACCUAUCCAUUGGACAAUGAACUCAUUACCGAACGUGAGGCACUUGCGAACUUGGACUACUAUGCGGCGAAACAACUGAGUGUAGGACCGGCCAUGACCUACCCUAUAUUUUCUGCUGUGGCCAAUGCUGUCCUGCAAACGGGCUGUGCUGCACUGUCCUAUUUGCAAAAUGCUGUUCAGCCGUUACGUUACGAGGACAUUACCGGUAAAGAGACUGAACAGAAUUUUGAUACGUUUCGUGACAAUGCGUGGGCACCCAUCCAGCGUUUCCGUUCAUGA